Molecule: messenger RNA, 1026 nt
Organism: Anopheles darlingi
Lineage: Eukaryota; Metazoa; Arthropoda; Insecta; Diptera; Culicidae
Product: fibrinogen-like protein A
Exons: 1
Coding region: 1-1026 (341 amino acids)
Source: RefSeq, a predicted model, not a curated record
AUGACUCUGUUUCUGUGCAUCCUAGUGGCUAACAUCGUUAUCCCGGCAUCCACAAUAUACGCACGAAAUCCAUCCAUGGCAUCAGCUGUUGGGCGAAUCGAUGACGAAAGAUUGCUCGCAAAGUUUAACGAAAUGUCGAAUCAGUUCUCGGUGCUGCAACAGGACGUACAGGAUCAGCGGAAAGAGAUUGUUAAAAUACGUGAUGAAUUUGUGCAACUGCUUAAUAAAUCUCAGGAAGAGAUUGUUCGCAAGCUCAUUUACGACAUUAACAGCAAACCCAGCCUCUCCCAGGAGCUACAGAAAACGCAACACCAGGUUCUAACCAAUCUAUCACGGUUGCAAAAUACGAUAACGGAAAUGGUUGAUAGGCACAACAGCGGCGAGCAUUGGUUUCAAUCGUGCAAAAAAACUCCUCUCAAAAUAUCCGGAAAAUACCAAAUACGCAUUCCCGGUGAAGCGACACCGGUUGUGGUAUAUUGCGAACAAGAUGCAUUUAGUGGCGGCUGGUUGGUGAUAGAGCAUCGAUUCGAAGGAACUGUUAGUUUUGAUCGCAACUGGAUCGAGUACCGGAAUGGCUUCGGUAGGGUUGGGCACGAGUUUUGGCUCGGAUUGGAGCGAAUCCAUCAGCUAACUACAACACGUGACUGCGAGCUGCUGGUGGUACUAAAGGAUUUCGAAGGCAAUUUCAAGUACGCUCGCUUUGGGUUAUUUACGAUUGGCAGUGAGGCAGAGCAGUACCGGCUAAAAGCUCUAGGCGCAUAUAGCGGAACUGCAGGUGAUGCCCUGGAAUACCAUAAAGGAAUGAUGUUUUCAACGAAAGAUCGUGACAAUGAUAUCUAUGAUGAGGAUUGUUGCGCAAGCAGAUUUCAUGGCGGUUGGUGGUUCAAAACCUGCUACAUUUCGCAUCUGAAUGGACCAUAUCGAAAUACCAAUGGAAAGGGAAUCGCUAAGAUGGAUUGGCUCAAUUUUACCAAUGAGUGGGACGGAUUAAGCUAUUCUAGCAUGAUGAUUCGUGAAUUGCAUUGA